CCAAGAAAGUUUUGUAGUGAUGAGAAGCAGUGAUUUGGGUGAAUGAAUAAUUCAAUGAAAAGAUAAGUGAUUCAUCUGUUAUGAGAAGAGAGAAUGUAUUGGUUAUAAUAAGCAUGAUCCAGCGAUAGAAGAGGCGAUUCUUGGAAAAUGAGUGCUUUGCUUGAGGAGAAGGAACUUGCUGAGGCUGGCGAGUUCCUCAGUAAAUAUGUCGCUGAACAUGGGGACUCACAGGAUUCUGUUCUUGUAAGACCGAACUGUUACUGCAUGACAGCGGAUGAAAUUGAAGGAGAAAUAAUCGAUCUGGUCUUGGCAUACCUAUCAAAGAGGAAUUGCGGAUCGGCAUUAAAAUCAGCAUUGGCCCAUGAAACAGUUGUGGAAAUAUUGAAUGGAAAUUUAGAGAAAUUUGAGCAAGGCGAAGAUGUUCAUUUGCCUUCAGAGGAUUCUACUGUUAAAAAAUAUGAUGCGAUCAGUGUUGCCAAGGCAGUGUUUAACCAUUUGUACACGAUAAGUGACCGAUGGACAGCUAACCUUCCCAAGUUGCACAAAAACAGGUUCUCAUAUGAAAUCAGUUUCGAGGCAAUCAAGAACAAAAGAAGGAAAAUGGAGGACAAACAUUUCAUUAUGCCUGACUUCAAUACCCUUCAUGGUCUGGGUGCCCAAUACCCAAACCAAGCUCUGUUUUCUGUCUUCGAUGGACACGGAGGGGUUGAUGCUGCCUGUUAUGCUGCCAGUCAGUUCCACUGCAAUUUGAAGAAAUUUGAAAAACUGAGCACGCAGCCACUGGAAGCUUUGCGAUAUGCAUUCACCAAAACCGACUCUGAAUUUAUUGUCAAGGCCAAGCAAGAGAGGCUAAAAAGCGGAUCGACUGGAGUGGUUGUGCUGAUCCAAAAUGACACUAUGUACACGGCCUGGGUUGGUGAUUCACAAGCUGUCCUGGGCAAGAAUGGUGUGCCAAUCAAAUUGAUGGAACCGCAUAAACCCGAACGCGAGGAUGAGCGACGUCGAAUCGAGGAUCUUGGUGGCUGCGUUGUUUGGUUCGGAGGCUGGCGUGUGAAUGGAAGUUUGGCUGUUUCGCGGGCGAUUGGAGAUUACGAGCAGAAACCUUUCGUUUCAUCAGAUGCAGACAUUUCGCAAUAUCACUUUGAAGGUGAUGAAGACUACAUCAUAAUUGCCUGCGAUGGAUUGUGGGAUACAGUUAGUGAUGAAACAGCCAUUGAAUUGAUCGACAGUCACAUAAAAAAUGGCCACGAACGGUCGGAAUGCGCGAGUAUGCUCGCAACAGAAGCCAAAGCCCGCGGGUCCAUGGAUAAUAUCAGCGUUAUUGUCGUCUUUCUUGAUAGCCAUAAGAAAACGCAUUCAAAGCAAGAGAAUGAAACACUAAUUGAUGUAGCAAAUACCAAUACACAACAGACACAAGAAGAUGUAGGCCCAAGGAUAGAGGGAGCGCAAUUAGAGGGUACCGUAGCAGAUGACUCGACGGUGAGUACUGAAAAUCUAGGCAUGACAGUGAAUGCGACAGAAAGCUCAUUGGAAGUCAAAGGGAGUGAACCCAUAAUAGACAGUGUAGAAUUGGAAGGAAGUGAAACAAACAUUAAAGAUGAUAAUUUUAAAUCCAGCUGAAAGCUUUAUUUCGCUACCAUUUUUAUAUUGAAGGGGGGGAAGCGUCUUGUGUGCGAUUUUUUGUGGGUGGGGGUCUGUUUGACUACUACAGCUGUUAGUUUUAGGGCGAAUCUAGGAUGCAUUUGGUUGAUCCGCCCAUGUGAACUGCCCUAAAGAGCGAUGGCUUAGAUGCAUUUACCAGUCUUGAUUUUUAUUAACAUUCAUGGUGAAAAGUGAUUUGUGUAUAAGACACGUUCUCAAUGGGAACAACGCUGACAAUAUUUACAUACGCAGCCUGUAUUGUGAAGAUAAAUUUUAAUAUGUGUAAUUUUAUAUGACAGAGAUAAAUAUACGGUAAAUUCUUACAUUAUGACGAAA
Molecule: messenger RNA, 1977 nt
Organism: Rhopilema esculentum
Lineage: Eukaryota; Metazoa; Cnidaria; Scyphozoa; Rhizostomeae; Rhizostomatidae
Product: protein phosphatase 1E
Biological process (GO): protein dephosphorylation
Molecular function (GO): cation binding; protein serine/threonine phosphatase activity
Source: RefSeq, a predicted model, not a curated record